CCCAUUAACUACAGUGACUCACCUUGCCAAUACAUGUGCUGAAACAUGAGCACGAACAGCAAAGGAAAGUAAUGGAGGUUCGGGGAAAACUUUCCUGAGCCAGAAAUCAGUUUUGUCAUGUGCUCUUACAUGCGCCGUGCAAACAGGGACUGCAAACGUUGACAGCCUGUGUUAGUCCUAGAGAAAGGAAGGCUGUAUCUUUAAUCAAGUAGAGAAGUGAGUGAUUGACAGCUAGAAAUUGGAGCCGAUGAAACAGACAGGCGACCAAUGAGAAAGAUCCAUUAGAAAACACUGGAGGCCCCUGGAGGAGAAGCAAAGGAAAAACGAGUGAAUUGAACACAAUCAUAGGUCUGGGCUGCCUUGAAAGGACUCUACAUCAACUAAUUCAUGCUAUUUACCAAAUCUGACGGGAAUAUUUAUAUGCGAUCGCUCUGCACCCAUUCAGGCUGACCGGGUCCAGCAAGGCACAGUCUACCCACCUCAAUGCUGAAGAGUAGGACGAGCUAAGAGUUUGCGAUGAGCUGCGGAAUCGACGGAUACUACGACCAGCAAGUGCCUUACAUGAUAACAACUCCUAAGCCAUAUGGAGGGAAAUGUAGUGAAAGGACAAGUGAAAGGAAAAGGAAAUUCAUUGAUACAGAUUUAGCUCAAGAUUCAGAAGAACUCUUUCAGGAUCUGAGCCAGCUGCAGGAAACCUGGCUCGCAGAAGCUCAAGUCCCUGACAAUGAUGAACAGUUUGUGCCAGAUUUCCAGUCUGAAAACUUGGCUUUUCAUGGCCUCCCUCUAAAAAUCAAGAAGGAACCACAGAGUCCCUGUUCUGAGCUGAGUACUGCCUGCAGCCAUGAGCAACCUUUCAAGUUUAGUUAUGGGGAAAAGUGCCUGUAUAAUGUCAGUGCCUACGAUCAGAAGCCACCCGCAGGAUUGAAACCCUCUAACCCGCCAACCCCAUCCAGCACACCAGUCUCCCCCUUGCACCAUGGGUCACCUAAUCCUGCAGCAACUCCCAAACCGGACCGAAGUUUUCCAGCUCAUCUGCCUACCACCCAGCCCAUUCCAGAGAAUGCCUAUCCAAUGGAUCCUAGAUUCCGGCGUCAGCUCUCGGAGCCGUGCCAUUCAUUCCCACCUCCACAUGGGCUGCCCAGGGAAGGUCGUCCGAUGUACCAGAGGCAGUUGUCUGAGCCCAACAUCCCUUUUCCCCCUCAGGGCUUCAAACAGGAAUAUCAUGAUCCAGUCUAUGAACAUGCCACCAUGAUUAGUGGGCCCACAAACCAGAGUUUUCCACAGCCGAUGAUGAUUAAGCAAGAGCCACGGGAUUACACAUAUGAUUCAGGUUGCAUGUAUGAAAAAGGUCCUCGACAUUUUUAUGAUGACACCUGUGUAGUACCUGAAAAAUUUGACAGUGACAUCAAACAGGAGCCAGGCAUAUAUCGGGAAGGACCCACUUACCAGCGUAGAGGCUCUCUCCAGCUUUGGCAGUUUCUAGUGGCUCUGCUGGAUGAUCCAGCAAACUCGCACUUUAUUGCAUGGACGGGACGUGGCAUGGAAUUCAAACUCAUCGAGCCGGAGGAGGUAGCGCGACGUUGGGGAAUCCAGAAGAAUCGUCCUGCUAUGAAUUAUGACAAGCUGAGCCGUUCACUGCGCUAUUACUAUGAGAAAGGCAUCAUGCAGAAAGUGGCUGGAGAAAGAUAUGUGUAUAAAUUUGUCUGUGAUCCAGAAGCGCUUUUCUCGAUGGCUUUCCCAGACAACCAGAGGCCAGUGCUGAAAACUGAUAUUGAGCGUCAUAUCAAUGAAGAGGACACUGUCCCUCUCUCCCACUUUGAUGAGAACAUGGCCUAUAUACAAGAUAGUGGCUGUUGCAAUCCCCAUCCAUAUAAUGAAGCCUAUGUGUACUGAUGCAACAUAUUUGGGGAAAAUGACUCCUUGUUUCUUUUCUUUUCUCUAUUAUUUUUCUCUGUAGACCAUGACCCAGGAUUUACUUCAUCUCUUCAGCAUCUCUGACAUCAAGUAAUGGGUCCACGGUUUCUGUCGCAUUAACCCCAUGGUCCACCACCAGGGACAGUGCACUUUAUGAAAAGACUCAUUCGAGUUCUACAUGUUUUUUUCAGGGUAGGGUGGGUGGGGAGUGGG
Molecule: messenger RNA, 2127 nt
Organism: Hemiscyllium ocellatum (epaulette shark)
Lineage: Eukaryota; Metazoa; Chordata; Chondrichthyes; Orectolobiformes; Hemiscylliidae
Gene: etv1
Product: ETS variant transcription factor 1
Exons: 13
Coding region: 517-1893 (458 amino acids)
Biological process (GO): regulation of transcription by RNA polymerase II; cell differentiation
Cellular component (GO): nucleus
Molecular function (GO): DNA-binding transcription factor activity, RNA polymerase II-specific; sequence-specific DNA binding
Source: RefSeq, a predicted model, not a curated record